GUGUGCAUUGCGCUAGGGUACCGCGACUGGACUUUGGACGUGGGCUACUUUGCUGUGCCUUCAAUUCCCCGAGAGAGUUGCUUAGGAACUUGUUGAGGACUCAGGUAAGUGUCCACGUACACAAUGGAGCAAAUACCAAUCCGGCUAUGAACAAGCGGAACAUGCGGUGCGAUAGCUGGGAGGCAUCGACGAAUUCGAGCGCAAGAAAUGGGAUGGGGCCACUUGCUCUCUCCUUAAACAUGAGCCGAUGCUCAUCUCAUGUUGGACAGCAGCCAGGAUCUCCGCACUUUUCGUAUUACUAACCGCCGGACAAGGUCUGUCCCGAUAUCAACGAUUGCGGAGAUCCCGGUCACAGGAGAUGAGGACCAAAUUUUGGGAUGGCCAGGGUCGGCAUGUAUGUAUUUAUAGCAGCAUUACCGGAUUCGAUGCCGCCCUUCUUGCACGAUUUCCACCACAUUUUGACCAAACCCUGGUGAGCAGCUCUCCCCCACUGGCGCUCUUUACGAAUGAGGAAUGGAGUCAUGGCGCUGCGAAAAGGGGUGAAACAAAGCUUGAGCUGAGUCGACGAAAGCGGCGGGAAGGAUGCUCAACCCUGCUUAGAGGUUUGAGUAUUUGUGGGCGCGCCAUGCCGCUGUAGCUGCCACGAACCUAGCCACUGUGGCUC
This is a messenger RNA of Microdochium trichocladiopsis, 664 nucleotides long. RefSeq lists its product as uncharacterized. The coding region runs from base 248 to 637 and encodes 129 amino acids. NCBI's taxonomy places the organism in Eukaryota, Fungi, Ascomycota, Sordariomycetes, Xylariales, Microdochiaceae. The record is from RefSeq and is a predicted model, not a curated record. The transcript has a single exon.